CCCUCCCCCCAGUAAGCAGAGAAGCAAGCUCCACCAGAGCAAACAUCGCCAAACUGGGGAAGCGCAAACACGAGAACGGAGACUUGCCUUUCUCCCCUAAGAGAACUAUGACCGAUACCAAAAUGGCUUCAGGCAUACCCGAGGUCGAUCUGGUCACCCGAGUCCAGGUCGACAACUCCGUCGUUGGCCAAAGCGAGAUCGAUGAAUCCCUCUACAGCCGACAACUCUACGUCCUUGGCCACGAGGCCAUGAAGCGCAUGGGCGCUUCAAAUGUACUUGUGGUUGGUCUGAAGGGCCUUGGUGUUGAGAUUUCCAAGAAUAUUGCUCUUGCUGGUGUCAAGAGCCUAACCCUAUACGAUCCGACGCCUGUCGCCAUCGCCGACCUAUCCUCACAAUUUUUCCUCCGCCCAGAAGAUGUUGGCAAGCCUCGCGAUGCUGUCACAGCCCCUCGCGUUGCUGAACUCAACGCCUAUACACCCGUAAAUAUCCACAGUUCGCCUAGUCUCGGCGAUGACUUCUCCCAGUUCGACAAAUACCAAGUUGUUGUUCUAACCAACUCUCCCCUCAACCUUCAACUAGCCAUCGGAGACUACUGCCACUCAAAGGGCAUCUACUUUGUAGUUGCGGAUACCUUUGGGCUGUUCGGUUCCAUUUUCUGCGAUUUUGGCAGCAAGUUCACGUGCCUCGAUGCGACCGGCGAAAACCCUAUCAAUGGAAUAGUAGCUGGUAUCGACGAGGAGGGAGUGGUAUCUGCUCUUGAUGAGACACGACAUGGCCUUGAGGAUGGUGACUACGUUACCUUCUCCGAAGUCAGAGGUAUGGAGGGCUUGAAUGGAGCUGAGCCGAGAAAGGUCACAGUAAAGGGGCCCUACACAUUCUCGAUUGGCGAUGUCUCCGGGCUUGGUCAAUACGAAGGCGGUGGUCUAUACCAGCAGGUCAAGAUGCCCAAGUUCAUCGACUUCAAGACGAUUUCUGCGGCUUUACGCGAUCCCGAAUUCGUCAUUUCCGAUUUCGCCAAGUUUGACCGACCACACCAACUCCAUGUUGGUUUUGAAGCGCUUCAUGCUUUCGCCCAGUCACAAGGCCGCCUCCCUCGACCCAAGAACGAUGAAGAUGCUGACGUUGUGGUUGCGUCUGUCAAGGCGUUUGUUCAGAAGGAAAAAUUGGACCUCGAGAUUGACGAGAAGCUUAUCAAGGAAUUGAGCUACCAGGCCCAGGGUGAUCUAAACCCUAUGGCCGCCUUGUUUGGCGGACUUACUGCUCAAGAGGUCCUCAAGGCUGUGUCCGGAAAGUUCCACCCGAUCAAGCAGUGGUUCUACUUCGACUCGUUGGAGUCGCUCCCUACCAACUCCGCCCGAACUGAGGAGCUUUGCAAGCCGAUUGGAUCCCGAUAUGAUGGUCAGAUCGCGGUGUUCGGUAAGGAAUACCAGGACAAGAUUGCGAAUAUUAAGCAAUUCCUUGUAGGUGCAGGCGCGAUUGGGUGUGAAAUGCUCAAGAACUGGGCUAUGAUCGGCUUGGGUGUAGGACCGAAAGGUGAAAUUAUCGUGACUGAUAUGGAUUCGAUCGAGAAGAGCAAUCUGAACCGUCAGUUCUUAUUCCGGCCUAAGGAUGUUGGCCAGAUGAAGAGCGACUGUGCUGCUAAGGCCGUGCAGGCUAUGAACCCCGAGCUUGCAGGACACAUCGAGUGCUUGAAGGAUCGUGUUAGUCCCGAGACUGAGCAUAUCUUUAACAAGGAUUUCUGGGAAUCCUUAGAUGGUGUUACCAAUGCGCUCGACAAUGUAGAGGCCAGAACAUAUGUCGACCGACGAUGCGUCUUCUUCCGCAAGCCUCUACUGGAAAGCGGCACCCUUGGCACCAAGGGUAACACACAAGUUGUUCUUCCCAUGCUUACCGAGUCAUACUCUUCUUCUCAGGAUCCUCCUGAGGUAUCAUUCCCAAUGUGUACUCUAAGAAGUUUCCCGAACCGAAUCGAGCACACCAUCGCAUGGGCUCGCGAGCUCUUCGAGACUUCCUUCGUUAAGUCUGCCGAAACCGUCAACCUCUACUUGUCUCAGCCUAACUAUCUCGAUACAACACUGAAGCAAGGCGGUAACGAGAAGCCGACUUUAGAGACGAUCCGUGAUUACCUUGUGACGGAUAAGCCUUUAAGUUUCGAAGACUGCAUUAUUUGGGCACGAAUGUUGUUUGAGAGGCAGUACAACAAUGCCAUUCAACAGCUUCUCUACAACUUCCCUAAGGACUCAACGUCCUCGAGCGGCACUCCCUUCUGGUCUGGUCCGAAGCGCGCCCCCGACCCAUUAAAAUUUGACCCCAAGAAUCCUACCCACUUUGGCUUCAUUGUUGCUGCGGCCAAUCUACAUGCAUUCAACUACAAUAUCAACACCAAGGGCGUCAAUGAGAGUCUGUACUUGAAGGUUUUAGAUAAUAUGAUUGUCCCCGACUUCUCUCCCGACCCCGGCGUCAGGAUUCAGGCGAAUGACAAUGAUCCCGACCCGAACUCCAACAACAACUCUUCUGCCUUCGACGAUAACACCGAGAUACAGAAGAUCAUUAACGGUCUCCCGGCCCCUAACGAGCUCGCCGGGUUUAAGUUGACUCCGGUAGAGUUCGAGAAGGACGACGACACAAACCAUCACAUUGAUUUUAUCACAGCUGCAAGCAAUUUGCGAGCUGACAACUACAAGAUCGAGAAGGCAGAUAGACACAAGACGAAGUUUAUCGCUGGAAAGAUCAUCCCCGCUAUCGCGACCACGACUGCAUUGGUCACUGGUCUUGUCGUAUUAGAACUGUACAAGAUUAUCGACGGAAAGACCGAUAUUGAGCAGUACAAGAACGGUUUUGUCAACCUUGCUCUACCAUUCUUUGGUUUCAGUGAACCGAUCGCCAGCCCUAAGGUCGAGUACAGAGGGCCGAACGGCAAGGUCACGCUAGACAAAAUAUGGGAUCGUUUUGAAGUUUCGAAUAUAACAUUGAAGGAACUGCUUGACGACUUCGAGAAGCGUGGCCUGAACAUUAGUAUGCUCAGCUCGGGAGUAAGCCUACUCUACGCCAGCUUCUUCCCACCCGGGAAGUUAAAGGAGAGAUACCCCCUGAAGCUAAGCCAGCUUGUCGAGACGGUCUCCAAGAAGCCCAUUCCGGACCACCAGAAGGAGCUCAUUUUCGAGAUGGUGGCCGAGGAUCUAGAUGAGGAGGAUGUGGAAGUGCCUUACAUCAAGGUUAAGAUCUGAUGGAUGUGCAGUGAUACUCUGAAUCGGCUCAAUCGGCAAUGCAGAGCAAUAUCUAAUACUCGCUGCUCAGGUG
Messenger RNA from Hypoxylon trugodes, 3300 nucleotides. RefSeq lists its product as uncharacterized. The record is from RefSeq and is a predicted model, not a curated record. Gene Ontology annotation, cellular component: SUMO activating enzyme complex; cytoplasm. Gene Ontology annotation, biological process: protein sumoylation. Gene Ontology annotation, molecular function: SUMO activating enzyme activity. Bases 108 to 3227 code for a protein of 1039 amino acids. The transcript is spliced from 4 exons. Lineage: Eukaryota; Fungi; Ascomycota; Sordariomycetes; Xylariales; Hypoxylaceae.